Messenger RNA from Alnus glutinosa, 1767 nucleotides. RefSeq lists its product as uncharacterized. Gene Ontology annotation, molecular function: ubiquitin protein ligase activity. The record is from RefSeq and is a predicted model, not a curated record. Lineage: Eukaryota; Viridiplantae; Streptophyta; Magnoliopsida; Fagales; Betulaceae. Bases 44 to 913 code for a protein of 289 amino acids. The transcript is spliced from 5 exons. Gene Ontology annotation, biological process: protein polyubiquitination; protein monoubiquitination.
AGUCAUCCUCAUUCCUCGCGCUUCUUCUCUCGUCUGGGAAAGCAUGGAAUCAUCAUCGCCGCGAAUGAACCGCGAGAAGUUCGUGACAAAGGUAAUUUGGCCUGCGAUUCGAGGGCAAUCUUGUCCUAUCUGCCUCAAAGACCUCGAGGCUCGUAGAGCAGCGGUCCUCACUGUGUGCGCGCACGCCUAUUGCGUCGAAUGCAUUCGCAAGUGGAGCGACUUGAGACGAAAAUGCCCUCUCUGUAACGCCGAUUUCCACUCCUGGCUCUGCAAGAUCAGCCUCUCUUCUCGGACUUUCUACAAAGAGAAAUUGCCUGCUUCGAAUAAUCGUACACGAAACGUAGACGCUGGGGUCGGUUUCAGCAGCCGACGAAUUGAUCAUCGAAGGAUUGUUCGAAGAACACAGGACGAAUCAAAUAACAUUGGCCGGCGAACUAGGCCAUUGCCAUGGCGGCGAUCUUUUGGACAGCCAGGAUCUGUGCCUCCUGAUGUUAUUGCUGAAAGAAAACUUCAAUGGCGUGCAAGCAUAUAUGGUCGACGCUUGCAAGCUGUUCCUUCAUCUCCCCGGAAUUGUACUGGGCAGUUUCAGAGUGUAUCUGGAAAUAUUGGUGAUAAAGAAAGAAUAGUGCAAAGAAUAGAACCGUGGAUUCGGAGGGAUGUGCAGGCUAUCCUUGGGGACCCAGAUCCUUCUGUUAUUGUUCACGUGGCCACCUCUCUUUUCAUAUCAAGCCUUGAAAAGAAAAUUAAUAUCCCUUCAGAACAGCUCGAUGUUGAAGAUAACUUCAUUGCACCUUUGCAUCCUUUCUUGCACGAUAGGACCAAUGUGUUUUGGCAUGAAUUAAGAUGUUUUGCCGAGAGCUCGUUAAACAUGGAGACAUAUGAUGCAGUGGUUGACUAUGAGCAGUUGGGUUAAGUCUUAUCAGUGCAGUGAAGACUUAUCAGUUCAACUUAAAUCUCAUCCACCUUUUCCCGCUUUGCACCUGAAGGUGCCAUGGUGGAAAGUUGAGGCACCCCUUUCUUUCUGAACUUGCCUUUUGAGUGGAAUGUUGUUCUUCUGAACAAGGUUUAUCAUGUGAUGUAGCUUAUUAGGUUGCUUACUGACCUACUGGAAAGGAGCCAAGUCAUAUUUGGCUAUGAUGUUCAAGCAGAGCAAAAUUUUUGGAGUUGCAAUAUGAACUAAAUGCCCACAUCAAGCUUAUGACAAAAGAUGGACAAUAAGAUUGCAGAGACAAGGGCCGAUUUGAUGAUGAGACUGACAAUCUUCUGUUAGAAGGUCCUGUUUUGGGAGAGGAUUAUCAGGCUAUCAGCUCAUUGGGUACGGUUGGCAGUCUACUUUGGGGCAGCCACAAGAUUGAUUACUUAUGGUUGGAGCUUUGAGGUGCCUUAAAUCGCAGUUUCACAAUUUCUCAGCAUCGAAAUCACGGUUUUGUUGCACCAUUGCAAAUUAGCCCCUAACCCUUGCAGAAGAGCAUAUACAGAGUAUUCAAAUUUGUUGCAGCAAACCCUCGAUGGUUGUAUUAUGUGUUGUCUUCCAUGGCGGCUGAUGCUAUUUAACUGAUAAUGGAUGUUGUCUUGUCUCGGUAUUGUAAUAUUUGUCAAUCGGUCAGUUUGUAUAAAAAGCAAUGUCUUGCACAUAUGGGCCACUUGCACCAUUAAGCUUGGAUUAGAGAAGAAUGGAAGCCCAUGUCAAGCAAUUAAACAAGAUAUACAGGAGAGGCCGAAUUUAUAAUUUUAUAGACGGAUAAGCUAGGAAGAGAAGCUUAUGAA